AAGCAACGUCCGUACACAGCCGGCAGGGGUGAAUAACUUAAGAAAUCCCUAAAACGAAACAUGUCAAGUAAUUAUAUGUCCACCCUGCCUGCCACAGAGCGUGAAUGAUACAUCCACAAACUUAAUUUGGUCAGUUUAAAAACACGUACGUCCCUUCAUUCUCCGUGUCAAACUGGUGUACACCAGUGGCCAGAAGUGUCUUACCGGGACAUUUACUCGUACCUCAUCGAGUCUCCAGCAGGCACAAACACUUCCUGAAGCACAGCGGUCGCAUUAAGUCUGCUCUGUCCUAGAGCUUUUAAUAGAAAAUCAUUUCUAACUGCGUUUGAAUGGGAAAUGGUGCGUGUGUUUGUGUCCUCUCCGCAGCAGGGUGAACUGACCUCUAAUGACCUCUGGUGACCUGAGCUGACCCUCACACCUGUUCGUCAAAAUAGUCAAUCUGCGCCGAAGAGUCAUGGACAAGAAGAAGGCGGAGCACAGAGUCAAUGCGAAGAAAUGCUCAUGGGCGUCAUACAUGACCAACUCCCCUACCGUCAUCGUAUUGAUCGGCCUUCCUGCCCGAGGAAAGACGUACAUAUCCAAGAAGCUGACGAGAUACCUCAACUGGAUCGGGGUUCCCACGAAAGUUUUUAACCUGGGUGUUUAUAGACGUGAGGCGGUACAGUCGUACAAGUCUUUCGACUUCUUCCGUCAUGACAAUGAAGAGGCCAUGAAAAUCAGAAAACAGUGUGCCAUCGUGGCUCUACAGGAUGUGAAAUCUUAUCUGAAUGAGGAGGGAGGGCAGAUCGCUGUUUUUGAUGCCACAAACACGACCAGAGAGAGAAGGAGCCUCAUCCUGAGCUUUGCGGAGGAAAACGAAUAUAAGGUGUUUUUCGUGGAGUCACUUUGUGACGACCCAGAAGUCAUUGCUGCCAACAUACUGGAUGUGAAGGUGUCCAGCCCUGAUUAUCCUGAGAGAGACCGAGAGAGUGUGAUGGAGGACUUCCUGAAGAGAAUCGAGUGUUAUAAAGUCACGUAUCAGCCGCUAGACCCUGAUGACCAUGACAAGGAUCUGUCCUUCAUCCAGCUGAUCAACGUCGGCCAGCGGUUCCUUGUGAACCACGUUCAGGAUUACAUCCAGAGCAAGAUUGUCUACUACCUAAUGAAUAUUCAUGUCCAGAAGCACUCCAUCUACAUCUGCCGCCACGGCGAGAGCCAGCACAACGUCCAGGGCUGCAUCGGAGGAGACUCCGAGCUCUCCAGCAGAGGAAAAGAGUUUUCCAAAGCCCUGCGUGGUUUCCUGGAAAACCAGAAGAUCCCAGACCUGAAGGUGUUUACCAGUCAGCUCAGACGCACCAUCCAGACGGCCGAGGAGCUGGGCGUCCCGUACGAACAGUGGAAAAUCCUCAACGAAAUCGAUGCUGGAAUCUAUGAAGAAAUGACAUAUGAACAGAUUAAAGAAACAUGUCCGGAUGAAUAUUAUCUCAGAGACAAGGACAAAUACCACUACAGAUAUCCAGGAGGAGAGUCCUAUCAGGACCUGGUGCAGCGUCUGGAGCCAGUAAUCAUGGAGCUGGAGAGACAAGGCAAUGUGCUGGUCAUCUGUCACCAGGCCGUCAUGCGCUGCCUCCUCGCUUACUUCCUGGACAAGAGCGCUGAUGAUUUGCCAUAUCUAAAGUGCCCCCUCCAUGUGGUCCUGAAACUCACCCCAGUGGCUUAUGGCUGUAAAGUCGACAUAUUUGACCUGAAAGUUGAAGCUGUAAACACACACCGGGACAGACCACUCGGAAGCUCCAGACAGGCAGUGCCGCACACUCUGCUGAGGAGGAACAGCUUCACACCACUAUCUAGUCAGGAUCAAAUCAAGCGGCCCCGUCUCUUCAGCGCUGGCAACCGGCCCCGGCUAGCCAGCGUUCAUGCCUUAUCAGCCACGCGAUUCCCUGAGACGGAGGAGAGCGAGGAGCUGAGCGAGAGCCAGGAAAUACUGAACUGCUUCAGCCCGUCAGACUCGAAAGUCACCAUUAAAGAGUGACUAUACACAAAGAAAGCGGUGUGACACCCAACACAAAUGAAAUGUUUUCUCCAUUCAUGAUUCAUGAACACUGCUUUGUGUAACAUUAGUAGCACCGGCGACGCCUUCAUCCGCUCUUCUCAACCCUGGUCUGUCCUCAAGCGCGGUAAAAUCAAAACAGGAUGGGAGUUAUUGAUUGAAAUACUCCAUAUUUAAUGUAAGGAAGACUUAGUUUAGCAAGUAGGUUCACAGCUUAAACGGAUUGAGUGGGCGUGGCUUAUGCCAAAUAAGGUGAUUGGCUCUCCUGAAUCAUAAUAUUUAAAGACACCAUGCGCAAAAAAAAAAAAAAAAGAAAGAAGGGAAUAUUCAAGCACUCAUUUUGCGCUCUUUUCUUCAUACUACCUUAGUAUUGAUUGAUUGAUUAAGGGCAAAUUUGAUUGGAUAUUUUUAAAUGUUUUAUAAGAUUAUAAUUUUAGCUGUUAAUUUUCUGUGAUGUUCUCGGUGUCAAUGUUUUCUCAUUUAUAUACACUGCUUUCUGGUUUUGAUUGUUGUGCUGAAUGUAUUAUCGAAUUUAACGAAUGUCUUGCGGUCUUAUGAUGUCAUAGGUCAUGUGACAGAGCAAAAUGUUUGUGAAAAGCAUGUUCUGGAAAGGAACAUCAGGGUAGUUCUUAUAAAUAACGGUUUUAUUUGUUGUAAACAGCUGAAACUCAAGGAAACUUGAUUUAGACUUUCAGAAGCAUAUGCACAUUAAUUACAGAGUUAGGUCUUCGGUCUAUUAGAACGUUUAAUAUUACUGAGAAUAUUGAAACUCAUAGAGUUAAAUUAGUAUUAAUGUUUAUCAUCAUUUUGGUUAUCUUUCAUUAUACUUCAUUAUAUACAUUAUGCUUUUAUCUUGCCUCAGAAGGCUAUAUUAAAUAGUUCUAUAAUUAGAAAUUUGAGUUCAAUUAGUCAGAUUUUUAGUAUGUUCUUAAUGUGUGUUGAAUUAUGAUGGCCUGUUAAGGACGUGUUUCUAUCAAUCGAAGGUUGCAUUGCUGCUUCAUGCAGCUUGUUAUUAAUUAAGUUAUUGCAUGAUUUGAUAUGAUCAGAUCUGUAAGUGCCUGUGCUUCACAACCAAAGUGUGACCAAAUCAAAGCCUGAAAAACAGCAGAUCUCGUAGAGGGCAGAUUCUUGGAUCACAUUUACUUCGGAGCCAAGUCCUUUGUUUUAAUGUAAUGUGUUACAGAAAAUGCAUUUUGUGUUGUGGUUUCAUUGCAUCACAGUAUCUAUACCACUGUUAUAGUUAUGACUAAAUAUAUAUGUCAUGCUAAUCUAUUGAUAAACAUUUUGUGAUCUAAUAAAUCAGACGGUGAUGCAA
This is a messenger RNA of Carassius carassius (crucian carp), 3344 nucleotides long. RefSeq names its product 6-phosphofructo-2-kinase/fructose-2,6-bisphosphatase 2-like. NCBI's taxonomy places the organism in Eukaryota, Metazoa, Chordata, Actinopteri, Cypriniformes, Cyprinidae. The record is from RefSeq and is a predicted model, not a curated record. Gene Ontology annotation, cellular component: cytosol. Bases 455 to 2011 code for a protein of 518 amino acids. The transcript is spliced from 17 exons. Gene Ontology annotation, molecular function: 6-phosphofructo-2-kinase activity; fructose-2,6-bisphosphate 2-phosphatase activity; ATP binding. Gene Ontology annotation, biological process: fructose metabolic process; fructose 2,6-bisphosphate metabolic process.